UUAUGUCUGAGUUGUAACAUAAACUCGAAAAUUUACGAAAUGGUAAAUGUGUAAUGACUGAAUAAAUAAUAAAUGAUCAUUUACAAAAAUGCUGCAAUUUACUUAAACUGUUAUUGGAAAGUAAAAAAUAAUGUUUAAAAAUAAUGUGUAUACAUUCGCCUUCCAAUAGGAAAGUUUUAGAGGAAUUAUCGAGUUAUCAAACUGAAAAUGGCAGAGCCAUAUAUGGAUGUGCAGAUGUCUGGAUUAUCAUUACACUCAAGAUACGAUAAUGGAAAAAUUAAGGCUAAUUAUACACACGAUUCAGCGCCUUCACCCAGUUCAAGUGCAUCUGAUGGCCUUGAACUAGAUUAUUACUAUUGUGAUAUUUCAAAGUCAGAGGUCAACGAGCUAUUGAUGGGGAAACCUGAUGGAUCUUUUCUAGUUCGGGAUGCCUCAACACCUGGCGAUUACACCCUGACACUAAAAAAAGGCGGUGCAAAUAAGUUGAUAAAGAUUUAUAAUUAUGUAGGAAAGUUUGGGUUUUCAGAUCCGUAUGAAUUUGAUUCUUUGAAGGAUUUAAUUGAUUAUCACAAAGUGAAUUCUCUCCAAUUAUAUAAUCCCUUGCUGGAUAUAAAACUGCUUUAUCCAGUUAUCAGGGAAGUCAAAAGGGAUUCCUUUGGAGAUGACACAAAACGAAAACAAGACUACAGGGAACUAGUGGACAAACUCCGUUGUGAGGAAAUGGAACUUGGGAACAUGUAUGACAAGCAGGAGAUUUGUUUGCGCGACCUCAGAGAGAACACAAAGCUUCUUGAAGCUCUGGAAACGACAGUCGCCGUAUAUACACAGCAGGUUGAGCGACAUCGCGAGCUCCAUGGGGAUGUAGCAGCAGGCGAUCUUUACAAAGUCCUAAAUAAUAACACCGCUCUUUUGGACAGAAAGCGAGAGAUUUGCGAGUACAAGAACCAAGUGGACCUACUACACAAGCAGAUUUUACAAGAGAACAGGAUAAUAACUUUGAAAAUCAAGGAUCAAAAGAAAAAUGUUUUAAAUCUGUUAACGGAAAAAAUGCGCAAACAAAGAUAUCUGGUAAAGACUGGGUUGUUGCCUCAUUCCGUGGAGGAGACAUGGUAUGUUGAAUGUACCCGGGACGAGGCUGAGAAACUUCUGAAGCACCCAGACCCAAUGGACCCUCACUACGGGCAAUUGUGUGACUCUGGAACAUUCUUGGUCAGGAAAGGGGUGAAAAAUGGCACGGAUUGCUAUGCCAUUUCAAUUGUUGCUGAUGGGAAGAUAUUGCAUAGCAAGAUAUACUUCGAUGAAAAACAUGGGUAUGGGCUAUCUGCGCAGGAUUUAUCACAUCCAUCGCUUACAGAUCUGGUCCUUCAUUACGAACAGGCGUCUGUAGUGAAAUUACCUCUAUUGUUUCCUUAUAAAAGCAUGGAAAGCUUUAAAUGGUAUUUUUAUUGAUGAUUGUUGCAAUUCUGUAUGCGAUCAGAUGUGUAUGGUCUGGUUUCCAAAUCAUUGUUAGUUUUACAUUAAAGAUAUUGUGCUAAAAACACUUAAAGUUACCUACUCUAUUUGUUUAACUAAUUGUUAUUUUAUGUAGUUUAUAUCAUGAACUCAUAAUUUAAAGAAUAACACAAAUGGUGUGUCAAACAAGGGUGGUCACCAUCAAAUCGUUUUUUUUAAGUUUUUAUAAAAGCCAUGGUGAAUAUGCUUAUGUAAACAGACUCAUAUUUUGCCCCAUCAUCUCAGUACAAUCCAACAUUUCCAAAUUAAAGGGGCCUUUUCACGUUUUGGUAAAUUGACAAAGUUUAACAAAAUAUUGUUUCGGAUUCGCUUUAGUUUCGUUGUAUUUAUGAUAUUUGUGAGAAAACAGUAAUACUGAACAUUUACCAUGCUCUAAAAUAUGCAUUAGAUGCAUCUUUUGACGAUUUAAAAAGCUGAAAAUUAAAAAGCGUUGCAACGCGAAACGAUUGAAUAAUUUGGAGA
Messenger RNA from Dreissena polymorpha, 1974 nucleotides. Its product is annotated as phosphatidylinositol 3-kinase regulatory subunit gamma-like. The coding region runs from base 208 to 1449 and encodes 413 amino acids. Gene Ontology annotation, biological process: phosphatidylinositol phosphate biosynthetic process. The transcript is spliced from 5 exons. Gene Ontology annotation, cellular component: phosphatidylinositol 3-kinase complex. Lineage: Eukaryota; Metazoa; Mollusca; Bivalvia; Myida; Dreissenidae. The record is from RefSeq and is a predicted model, not a curated record. Gene Ontology annotation, molecular function: 1-phosphatidylinositol-3-kinase regulator activity.